Molecule: messenger RNA, 6208 nt
Organism: Perca fluviatilis (European perch)
Lineage: Eukaryota; Metazoa; Chordata; Actinopteri; Perciformes; Percidae
Gene: arhgap44a
Product: Rho GTPase activating protein 44a
Exons: 23
Coding region: 453-3227 (924 amino acids)
Biological process (GO): regulation of dendritic spine morphogenesis; positive regulation of GTPase activity; regulation of actin cytoskeleton organization
Cellular component (GO): leading edge membrane; cytoplasm; presynaptic active zone
Molecular function (GO): GTPase activator activity; protein binding
Source: RefSeq, a predicted model, not a curated record
UUGUCACUGCUGUCGCUCUCUGCCUGUGAGUGCCCGCGGUGAACUGGUCCAGCAUCUCUGCGCAGGCAGUGGGGCAAAUGUAGAUGUAAAAAUAUCAUUUGAAAAUAUGUAAUCGUGGAAUAAGUUUUCGGCGUUGGCAGCUUGCGAUGAGGGAAGGGAAAUAUGGAAAAGAUCGGAUUUUAUAUUGCGCCUCUGUGGAGCACGGACCGUUAUAUUGAGAGAAAUAAUGCGGAAUAUUUCCCCCUGUAGGUGUUAACGCAGAAAAUACAAGAUGAAGAAGCAAUUCAAUCGGAUGCGACAGCUCGCCAACCAAACGGUGGGAAGGGCAGAGAAAACAGAGGUGUUAAGCGAGGACCUUCUACAGGUGGAGAAGCGUCUGGACCUGGUCAAGCAGGUAACACACCGCACUCACAAAAAGCUGACUGCCUGCCUGCAGGGUCAGCAAGGGACUGAUGUGGAGAAAGAGAUCUGUCAAGUCACCUUCUAAAAAACUACCGCUCACCAUCCUGGCACAAUGUAUGGUAGAGGGGGCUGCAGUGUUGGGGGAUGAUUCUCUCCUGGGGAAGAUGCUGAAGCUGUGUGGGGACACAGAAGAGAAGUUGGCCCAGGAGCUCAUCCAGUUUGAGUUUGAGAUAGAGAGAGAUGUGGUAGAGCCUCUCUAUGUGCUCGCUGAGGUGGACAUUCCCAACAUCCAGAAACAGAGGAAGCACUUAGCUAAACUUGUUUUGGACAUGGACUCUUCUCGAACAAGAUUUCAGCAGUCGUCCAAGUCAUCCAGUCACCCGAGCACACUGCAGCCAGGCGCCAAGUCAGAGUCCCUCAGAGAGGAGAUGGAGGAAGCAGCCAAUCGGAUGGAGAUUUGUAGGGAUCAAUUGUCAGCAGAUAUGUACAGUUUUGUGGCCAAAGAAAUAGACUAUGCAAAUUACUUCCAGACACUGAUAGAAACGCAAGCAGAAUAUCACAGGAAGUCAUUAGAGAUUCUUCACAGUAUCCUGCCCCAGAUUAAAGCUCACCAAGAGGCGUGGGUGGAGAAGCCGUCGUUUGGCAAGUCUCUGGAGGAACACCUGAAUAUAAGCGGGAGAGAGAUUGCCUUCCCCAUCGAAGCUUGUGUCACAAUGCUGUUAGAGUGUGGCAUGCAAGAGGAGGGCCUCUUCAGAGUGGCUCCGUCAGCCUCCAAGCUAAAGAAGCUGAAAGCAUCCCUGGACUGUGGAGUUCUGGAUGUGCAGGAGUACUCCGCCGACCCACACGCCAUUGCAGGGGCUCUGAAAUCAUACCUCCGUGAGCUCCCUGAGCCACUGAUGACCACUGAACUUUAUGAUGAAUGGAUUCAGGCCUCCAACAUUCAAGAUAUGGACAAGAGACUACAAGCAUUACUGGCAGCGUGUGAAAAACUCCCCACAGACAAUGCAAACAAUUUCAGAUAUCUAAUCAAAUUCUUAGCCAAGCUAAGUGACUAUCAAGAUGAAAACAAGAUGACUCCCGGUAAUAUGGCGAUUGUUCUUGGCCCUAACUUGCUUUGGACACACACUGAACCAAACAUGACAGAGAUGAUGACCACCCUGUCCCUACAGAUUGUUGGCAUCAUUGAGCCCAUUAUCCAGCAUGCUGACUGGUUCUUCCCUGGAGAGAUUGAAUUCAACUUGACAGGCAGCUACGGCAGCCCGAUCCACACCAACCACAAUUCCAACUACAGCUCCAUGCCCUCACCAGACAUGGACCAAUCUGAUCGCAAGCAGCAGCACGACCAGAGCCGACGCCCACUGAGCGUCGCCACUGACAACAUGAUGCUGGAGUUUUACAAGAAGGAUGGCAUUAGGAAGAUACAAAGUAUGGGCGUCCGGGUUAUGGAUACUUCCUGGGUGUCUCGUAAGGGUUCAACUACCCUGGCGCGCAAGACCUCCUCCACCCCUCCAGGCAUGCAAGGCCCCGGCUCCCCGGCAGACACUCUCAUCCCCGAGCAGCCCGGAGAGCUCGCCAUCUCCCCGUCUGCGACACCGCCACCUGGAGAAAGGGUUUGCUCAGACAACGUGUCGCCCAAUCGGCCGGACACCUCUCAUGCCCAUCCACCCCCAGGGGAGGACCGGCCACCCCCCCCUUACCCCAUCUCCUCGUGCUACACUGCCCCCCACCUCUUCUAUCCCAAACCCCCACCCUGUGCUCGCCCCGUGGCACCGGGUCCAGAGUCCCAGCCUCCCGCCUCCCCCCCGCCCCCACUGCGCUGGUCUGGCUUCACUCCCCCUGCCCCGCCCCCUUCCUCCUCUUCUUCUUCCUCCUCCUCGUCACUUGACAUCAAUUCGAACCCCAAACCCAGCUGUCUGCAUUUCACCAAGCACAGCCCGCCUGGUGACAUGGUGAAUGUUCCCCCACCAGACACUAAUGCUUCACCACUCUACAUCAAAACCCCCUUGGUACUAACCCGCCAUGACCAGUCCAUUGGCAACCCCCCUAGCCUCCCUUCGUCUGCGCCCCCGCCGUGGGCUGCCUGUCCAUGUGCCAGAGAGAGAGGACCCCCCAGACUGACUAGUUCAUUGAAGAGUAAAGAGCUCUCACCUGUAACCGGACACAAACCCAUCCAGGUGGCUGGUCCAACAGUCCCUCCCAGCUGUAGUCCUCAGAGCAGUAGCCAGUCCCCCCACUCCACAGAGCACAGUCCACACACCCUGCGCCAAGGUUCCAAGAAGUUGGCCCCUGUGCCUCCCAAGGUCCCUUACAGCCAGUCUUGCGGGAUGUCCGACCAGUCCACAGGUCAGCCGUCACCGGUCAGCCUGUCCCCCACACCUCCUAGCACCCCCUCCCCUUAUGGACUGGCCUGCCCUCCAGGGCAAGUGCCCCCAUCAUCCCCUGGGCAGACCCCAUUGGGACCACCUCACUCUCUUUCGUCUCCACCCUCCCUGACUGGAACGCUCACCAAGUCGCGGCCCGCCCCUAAGCCCAGGCAGAGACCCAGUCUGCCCCCUCCUCAGCCGCCCACAGCCCCUCCGGGGUUUACUGGCAUGGCCAUGGCCCCAAUUCCCCAGCCCCUCGAUCAGGGCCUCCUGGAUGGACUGUCUCCCGGGGAGAGCAUGUCUACAGAUAUCUUCAAUUAUGAAAUCCCCUCCAUCAAUGUCAAUCUGGACUGCCUCAUCGAUGAGUUCAGCGGUGCCCCUUGCAGGAAGUCCGUGGCAGUGACAGACUCUCCAGAGGGGGACGCUGUGCCUGAGGAGGAGCCACAGAGCACCACUCUAUGACCUAUGACCCUAAGGCAUCACAGCUUACAAGCACCCCUGUGGCCGUAUAUACUCUUAACUGUCGCCACCAUGGCCUGAUGGAAAAACCAUUUGGCCUCACCAAUGCCCACCUGAAAUCAGAACUCGAACACAUCUGCUACAGGCUGCAAAGAAACUCAUCUCUUACAAUUGCUCGCUAGUACAUAAAUGUGACUACUACACAAAAAAGACACCAAAAUGCCAUAGGAGGACAGUUGCCUUUAGGAGGAAAGACUGGAAUAUAGAUGAGUAUUACAUUCAAAGUUUUGUUUUUUAAUGCUUUGCUUUGUUCAUCUUUGUUUGAUGCAGUGGUCUGUAUUUCUGUGAGUUUUUAAAUUUUUAUUUUUGCCUUAUUAGGACAUGCAAUCAAAUUGCAAUAUGAUAUUCACAAGUUGUACAACUUUUGGUAGGGGAAACUCAGAGCCUGACAUGGUUAGGAGCAAAGCCCGUCCUCAGGGUGAAACAGAGAGACAGAGAGUAGUCUUGUUAUUUUGCUCACAGGGUAUUCAAGCGUUGUACACAUUAGGAAAAUGCUGAGCCGUAGAGACAGGUUUUGCAUGCAGGAUGAAACGUUUAAUGCAGUUUACUUCUUAUUGUCACACACAGUCUUUACUUCCUCUCUUCUAUCACAUAUUACAACUGUAGUUCUUUAUCUGACAUUAACCGUCAUAAAGGUAAGCUCACCUUAACUCACUUUAUACCAGCACAGAAUGAGAAGAAUGUUAAUGUAAAUUUUUUUUUUUUUGCAAAUGCACCACGAUGUGUUUGCAUGACAUGCCAAUAUGAACAAACUGCUUUGGAUCAAGGGCCUCAGAAAGGCAGUGUUUUAUUUUGUGUGAGUGUCUGUUGUUGUUGUCAGUGAUGAGUAAAUUUAGACCACCCACGUGCUGUUACAGUUUGAUGAUAAUGGAUGAAUGACUACACUGCCUUUAGGUUCGUAUGAUUCUCUCUCUCUUAAUCUUGUUUCAAGUGCUUCAGGUUCAGUAACCUUUGACCCCCCUAGUGUAAAUACAAAGACUGUACAUAAAUUUAUGUAUAUAAAUCUGAGAGGAAAAGUAUAUGUAAAAUGCAUAUCUUGAAUAUAUAUAUAUAUAAUAAUAAUAAUAUAUGUGCUGAUAUUUAUCAUGUGUAGAAAAUGUAAUGAUUAAAAGAUUGCUGUUAUUUUUGUCCCUGCACACAAUGAACAGGUUUACUGUAGAUUCAUAAUGUUUCACCAGAUAACAAUGAUGCUGCAGCAGAAAUGCAGAAUGUUAUUUCUGCUAAAAAUCAAUUGUAGGUUUUCUAAUUCUGUCUCCUGAGCUUUGACUUCUAACACGCUCAAGCGCUAAUGAGUUGCACACCAAUACCCUAUGCUUUCUUCUUUUUUUCUUUUAAUCAGUUAUUUAAUAGAUUCCUGUGUAAAUAAUUAGAUUACUUUUAGCACACUCUGACCAGUUAAUUAAUUCAUAAUAAGGAUAAAUGUAGUCCUAAGCCUAUAUUGUUGGACUGACUACAAAUAUAUGUACUCGUUCAAUUAGAAAAGCAGAUGUCAAAUUUGUCACAAAGUUAACAAUGAGUGUGUACUGUGUUGUUAUUCUCACCACAGACAAUUAAUCAGAGGUUUUUCAAGUUCACCAGAGAGCAGAUGCUGCAGUGUCACUUUUUUAAUUCCAUAUAAAAAUGUCUUAGGACUAUAAUUUUGUCAAUUAAAGUGCAAUUACAGUGUUUACUGAUCCACCUCAGUCCAAAAAAAUGGUCAAAGUCACCCUUACCAAACCUACAGAAAAAAAGCCAUUCAUUUUAUUGCGAAGCAAUUCAUUUCUUUUCCAGUUUGUUUGAUGUGUGAGUUUACGUUUGACUUAAUUAAUUCUGGAUCAACCUUUCUACAAAAGGGAUCUAUGGUAUGCCUCAGUGUGUGUUCUCAAUGGACUAUGUUUAUGAAGAUUUUGGUGAUGUUGAUAAUUAUAUUGAUAGUUGUGGUGAUUAUAUGACAGCAAUUGCAAGUGCCCUCACUCUGGUUGUUAUUUUGGAACUAUAGGCAUAAUUAAUGUGUAAUAGAGGUUUUAUUUUCUGUGCUGGAUCCAUACAUUUAUAUGAGGAGGCAGGGGUAUAUCUCUCUGUGUGCAGACUGAAUGUGACUCAGAUUUCAGUAGGCUACCUGAUUUUGUAAUACCUAACAGGCAAAUGAGAGCUUGUAUUUGGAUGAAGGUUAGUUAGGGCCUGUUAGCAUGUAUUAUUAUCAUUGCAGGGCAGUAUUACUGUAUUGCUUUUGUGCAUCAUAACUGGAACUUACAGCCACCUAAAAGCAUGCAUUCAUAUUCAUUCUAGGUGUGAUUAUUAUGCUGCUUAAAAGAAGUAAAAAAAAACAACUCUGUACCCUCCCCCAAAGUAUAAUUUCAUCACAUAUAAUUUAUUCCAGUAAAUUAACUUUACAGCAAUUUUCAUUAGCGUAUUCAUUUACCAAAUGUUACACUGUUACAUAGUUUUAUCAAUCAUUUUAACUGUAGACCUACAUUUCCUAACUCACCUCACCAUCAAGUAUGUUGGUCUAAAGUAAAGCUCAAUUUGUUUACAUUUUGUGGGGGGGAUUUUAAACGAAAAAAAGGAAAAUCUGAAAAAGUGUGAUGCAUGCGCUUAGAUAGUCUUUUGAUAAUCCACAUUUUGUGUCAAUCACUGUCUUUUUAGGGAUUCUAAGAGGGGUAAGAUGUGGACUCAGAAUGAGAAUGUGGAUCACAAUAAAUAGUCCUUUGUUGGGUAUUGAGCAAUACGUUAGAGGAGUGGAUGUUGCCUGUGGAUGUACUGCCUCCUUCUGCUUUCACUAGUGUACAAAUAAAAUCUGCCGCUUGUCAAGCCCACCAUGCCCAGCCCUUCCUCCUCUGCUUAGCAUAUCAAGUGGAACACAGUGUGUACUGUGAAGCCUACCUGCAAUCCUUAUCAGAAUGUCAGAAAUAAAUAUAUAUUAAACUCUACAUUUUUAAUAAUCU